Molecule: messenger RNA, 898 nt
Organism: Sodiomyces alkalinus F11
Lineage: Eukaryota; Fungi; Ascomycota; Sordariomycetes; Glomerellales; Plectosphaerellaceae
Exons: 2
Coding region: 83-898 (271 amino acids)
Biological process (GO): nucleolar large rRNA transcription by RNA polymerase I
Cellular component (GO): RNA polymerase I upstream activating factor complex
Molecular function (GO): RNA polymerase I cis-regulatory region sequence-specific DNA binding
Source: RefSeq, a predicted model, not a curated record
CGACAUCAACAAGCUCCCUCAACCUCGGAAAAGGAAAAAGAAAAAGAAAGGACAAAGGAAGAAGAGGAAGAGAGAUGCCGCAAUGACCAGGCAAAGACCAUCUGCCAACAUUCAGUCUCGGUCCCGCUCUAGGUCAGCCGAUAUCGCCGGCCAAGGGACCGCUACUGCCAUUCACCAUGAUCCUCGCCUACGCCAUCAACUGACCGUCUACGAUGCCGUCGCAGGUCGAAUCACCGCCAAACUCUCCAACAAAACCACCACCACAGGCGCCGCCGCCCAAGACGAAUCCCAAAAGCCCACCGAUGCCGAGCAACCGCCUAGGCUGCGGAAGGCGACAGUCCACAACCCCAUCCUAGCCCCCGAAGAAGCCCUCUUCCGCCGCCCGGAUGCCCCAGAACGCUACGCAGAGCACGACGUCUACAUGGCCCACGACCGCGACCUGCCACACCGCGACGUCCUGCCCGACAGCGACCUCCUCAAAGCCAUACAUCUAUACGCAAGCCAUUUCUACGCCGCGCUAAACGGGCCCGAUGCCCGCUCCGUCCGCGUCGGCAGCCGCUCCGUUGACGAGGGAAGCAUGGACGAGACGGCCCUCCUCGCCUUUGGUAUUCUGUUGGAGGAGGCCGGUCGGAAAGCCCUGGGGAAGCGUGGCGACCUUGUCUUUACCGAGGGCCAGGAAAUCGCUCCUCGUCGUGCCCCUCCCGUCGACCCCGAACCCAUCGCGGAUGGCGGCCGAGUUCGAGACGGACAACCACACACCGCAACCAGCCCGAGAGAUGAUGAUGUCUCCGAACUGCGGCCUUUGAACACCGUGGGGUUCCAGGCCCAUGGCACUUCCAGGCAUCCAUCAUUAGCCGAGCGGCAGAUCAAGAAAGUGAAUCGGUCCCUCCGAUGGUGA